Molecule: messenger RNA, 3145 nt
Organism: Anolis carolinensis (green anole)
Lineage: Eukaryota; Metazoa; Chordata; Lepidosauria; Squamata; Anolidae
Product: B-cadherin
Exons: 16
Coding region: 110-2554 (814 amino acids)
Biological process (GO): cell-cell adhesion mediated by cadherin; adherens junction organization; cell morphogenesis
Cellular component (GO): cytoplasm; adherens junction; catenin complex
Molecular function (GO): calcium ion binding; cadherin binding
Source: RefSeq, a predicted model, not a curated record
AAGAGCGAGCCUCACCUGGAGGAGCUUCUUUGGCUUUGGCUUUGGCGGCGUGGAAGGCUAGCGUCGGAGGAAGAAGAAGGAGAACGAGAAGGAGGAGAAGAAGGAGAACAUGCCUUUCCUCCUCCUGCUGCUGCUGCUGCUCCAGGCGAGUCCCGGGUCCUGGGGCUCCCUCCGCCCGCCUUGCCUCCAGGGCUUCCCGGCUCAGCGCUUCGCCUUCGACCCCUCUGGACCGGACCUUCCGCGCGGACCCCUGGUGGGCAAAGGGACCCAACCCUCCACCUUGGGGACCAUGCGGCACGAAAUGCAGGAGGAAGAAGAGGGAAAGCUUCUUUACUUCGCUUCGGGGAAACCGGGCCUGAAGCGGCAGAAGAGGGACUGGGUGAUCCCCCCCAUCAGGGUCCCCGAAAAUGAACGCGGCCCCUUCCCCAAAAAGCUGGUCCAGAUCAAGUCCAACCGGGACAAAGACACCAAGAUCUUCUACAGCAUCACCGGCCAAGGGGCCGACACCCCUCCCGAGGGGGUCUUCACCAUCGAGAAGGAGACCGGAUGGAUGAAGGUCACCCAGCCCCUGGACAGGGAGCACAUCGACAAAUACCACCUCCUGUCUCACGCCGUGUCCGAGAACGGCAAGUCGGUGGAGGAGCCCAUGGAGAUCAUUGUGACGGUCACCGACCAGAACGACAACAAGCCCCAGUUCACGCAGGAGGUCUUCCGGGGGUCCGUCCUGGAGGGAGCCACUCCCGGGACUUCCGUGAUGCAGGUCACGGCCACGGAUGCGGAUGACGCCAUCGAGAGCUACAACGGGGUCAUUGCCUACUCCAUCCUCAGCCAGGUCCCCGAGGAGCCCCACCGGCAGAUGUUUGCCAUCAACCGGGCCACCGGUGCCAUCAGCGUCAUUGCCAGCGGGCUGGACCGGGAGCGAGUGAGAGAAUACAUCCUGACCCUGCAAGCGGCCGACUUGGACGGCGACGGACUGACCAGCAGCGCCAAGGCCGUGAUCGAGGUGGCCGACGUCAACGACAACGCGCCCGAGUUCAAGCAGCAAGCGUAUUCGGUGGAGGCUCCUGAGAACGAGGUGGGGCUGGAGGUGUUGCGCCUGGAGGUCACCGACAAGGACGAGCCGGGGUCUUCGGCCUGGAGAGCGGCCUUCUCCAUCACGCAGGGCAACGAGGGGGGCUUCUUCCGCAUCUCCACCGACCCGGAGACCAACGAAGGCAUCCUGGCCACCGCCAAAGCCUUGGACUUUGAGGAGCGGAGGCAGUUUGUGCUCCAGGUGGAGGUCACCAACGAGGCCCCCUUCGCGGUCCGGCUGCCCACCUCCACGGCCACCGUCACGGUCAGCGUGAGGGACGUCAACGAGGCCCCGGUCUUCGCGCCCCCGGUCCACAGGGCUCAGGUCUCGGAGGACGUUCCCGUGGGAAGCCAGGUCACCGUCUUCACGGCUCAAGACCCCGACCAGGAGCAGAAGCAGACCGUCCGGUACUCCAUUGGGAACGACCCGGCUGCCUGGCUGGCCAUUGACCCCGGAAGCGGCGCCAUCAGGACCCGAAAUAAGCUGGACCGGGAGUCUCCUCUGGUCCAGAACAGCACCUACAGAGCCACGGUGCUGGCCGUGGACAAUGGGACCCCUCCGGCCACCGGGACCGGCACCUUGAUCCUGACCUUGCUGGACGUCAACGACAACGGCCCGGUGCCCGACCGGCGGGAGCUGACCCUCUGCAACCACCGUCCGGAGCCCCAGCGGCUGCGCAUUUUGGACCAGGACCUCCCGCCCAACACGUCCCCCUUCCGCGCUGAGCUGGUCCACGGGUCGGAGCAGAACUGGGCGGUGGAGAUGGACCUCCAAGGUGAAGUGGCCACUUUGAGGCUGCUGGACCCACUCAAGCAGGGCACCUACGACGUCCACCUGCGGCUCUUUGACAGCCAGGACCUGCACCAGGUCACCGUCCUCAAGGCCACCGUCUGCGAGUGCGAGGGUCCCGUUGACCGCUGCCCCGAGAAGCAGCUGGCCGGCAUCGGGGGGGCCGUCAUCCUGGCCAUCCUGGGCUCCGUUCUGGCCUUGCUGAUUUUGUUGCUCCUGCUCUUCCUCUUUGUGCGGCGGAAGAAAGCGGUGAAGGAGCCUCUUUUGCUGCCGGAAGAAGACACCCGGGACAAUAUCUUCUAUUACGGCGAAGAGGGAGGCGGAGAGGAAGACCAGGACUAUGACCUCAGCCAGCUGCACCGAGGCCUGGACGCUCGCCCGGAGGUCGUUGUACGGAACGACGUGGUGCCCACUUUGCUGCCCGCGCCGCAGUACCGCCCGCGCCCGGCGAACCCGGAUGAGAUCGGAAACUUCAUCCACGAGAACCUGAAGGCGGCGGACGCGGACCCCACGGCCCCCCCUUACGACUCCCUCUUGGUCUUCGACUACGAGGGCAGCGGCUCCGAGGCUGGCUCGCUCAGCUCCCUCAACUCCUCUUCCGACGGAGACCAGGACUACGACUAUCUCAGCGAGUGGGGCAACCGCUUCAAGAAACUGGCCGACAUGUACGGCGGAGGUGAAGACGAGGAUUGACGGCCGGGAGGAAGAAAAAGUGUGGGCGGGGGGCGCCUUAAUGGGACCCUCCUGGCUGCCAAACCCAUUGUUUGUUUAUCAUUUUGGGGUCCUGACUUUACAUUUCAGAAUGUGCCUAUAAGAGGGUUGGUUCCCAAGCCUGUCUCCGAAUAUUCCUCUGGAUCCAGGUGCGCAUCCUUACCUGCAAGGUAAGGUAAAUACCUGCAAGGUAUUUGCAACCAAACCCCAAAUCAUUUAUGGAGCCAAAGGAUGCCCAUUCCUUGCCAUUAGGUUAAGUUGGUGACAUUGCAAGGAGUUCAGGUGUGUAUAUUCGGCAGGUAAAGGUGUGACAAGGUUCCCAGAGGUGUGCAACCUGGAGAAACUCGACCCCAGCCUUUGCAACCCUCUCUUCCCUUCCCAAAGCGAAUCUCUUUUUAAUAAAAUACCCCCAUAACAAUGAAAUCCUAAGCCUAUCCUCAGUGUCCCUAGAUGAGAUUGCGGGACUUCUUUUUGUUUUUGUACUGUGUGUAAUAUAGACUCUGAGAUGAUGAAAGGAUUGGACAAUCAGGGUGUAUGCGUUUUAAUAAAGGAUUUUCUUCUUUUUUUAAGAAA